Cyprinus carpio (common carp) is the source of this 959-nucleotide messenger RNA. Its product is annotated as olfactory receptor 52B2-like. The record is from RefSeq and is a predicted model, not a curated record. NCBI's taxonomy places the organism in Eukaryota, Metazoa, Chordata, Actinopteri, Cypriniformes, Cyprinidae. Gene Ontology annotation, biological process: G protein-coupled receptor signaling pathway. Gene Ontology annotation, cellular component: membrane. Gene Ontology annotation, molecular function: G protein-coupled receptor activity; olfactory receptor activity.
UCAUAAGUGCAUUCAGCAUGUAUCCAAAUAGAUCUGUCCUCUCAGUGAUGCUGACUUUGCACUCUUUGGAACUGCCUCAGUCAAGCAUUUACCCUGCAUUCAUAUUUGGAAUAGCAACAUACUUGACUAUAUUACUCUGCAAUCUCACAAUUGUUGUCACCAUUUGUGAAAACAGGAAUCUUCACAAACCAAUGUACAUACUGUUGCUUAACCUGCCUAUCAAUGACGCAAUGGGUGCAACAAGCUUUUUUCCUCAGCUGCUGUAUAGUAUAUGGUCUCAGGACAGAUCAGUAUCAUAUCCUGCAUGUUUGUUUCAAGGCUUUAUUAUACAUCUGUAUGGAGGUGCAUCUCAUAUCAUUCUUACCGCUAUGGCCUUUGACAGGUAUAUCGCUAUCUGCUUCCCGCUGAGAUAUGGAGCCAUUAUGACUACUAGUAACUUAGUAAGAAUCAUAACUGUGAUGUGGCUCAUUAAUUUUAUUAUUAUAUUUGUACUUUUCUGUCUUCUAAUGCCAUACAAGAUUUGCCAGACAUACAUGGCAGAUCUUGUCUGCUAUAACCCAUCUUUAAUGAAAAUCAUGUGUGAAGACACAACAGUGAACAAUAUCUAUGGAUUGUUUAUUUUAUGUUCAUACCACUGUAUUUCGCUUUCUGUUGUAGCAUUCACAUACAUUCAUAUAUUAAUUACUUGUGUUACCAAUAAGCAGUCAGAUGCAAAGAUUAAGGCACUUCAGACAUGUGGCACUCAUUUAGUGGUCUUCCUGUUCUUGGAGUUCAACACCUUUUUCCCUCUUAUUGCACAUCGGUCUGAAAAUGUUCCAGCUCACCUACGCAGGGUGUUUUCUAUAUCUGUUCUUGUAUUUCCUCCCAUUGUGAAUCCACUUAUUUAUGGGUUCAAAACCAAGGAAAUUAGACAGAAAAUUGUCAGCUAUUUUAAAAGAAAGAAAAACAGUGUGCAAUAA